Symbiodinium necroappetens is the source of this 249-nucleotide messenger RNA. The record is from the annotation of a GenBank genome assembly. NCBI's taxonomy places the organism in Eukaryota, Dinophyceae, Suessiales, Symbiodiniaceae.
GCGCAGUUUGGUGCGAUCACAUCCUUGCUCGGCGAGGAUGAGGACGAGCCUGAGGAGCAGGUGCCCGACAAGGCGCAAAGCAGCCAAGUGACGAAGCCUGUUCCUGAUGCCGAUGGGCACCGAACGGACCGGGACCAGGAUGUCGCAGCUCUGGCAGCGGUGCCAGGAGCACAACUUCCGGACGAAGUGCCCGAGGCCUCCCCGGCGCCCUCGGCCACCAGCGAGCUCGUAGCAGGCUGGAGCUUUGAG